This is a messenger RNA of Exaiptasia diaphana, 1529 nucleotides long. RefSeq names its product zinc finger protein 525-like. The annotation marks the transcript as partial. The record is from RefSeq and is a predicted model, not a curated record. The transcript has a single exon. Gene Ontology annotation, molecular function: RNA polymerase II cis-regulatory region sequence-specific DNA binding; DNA-binding transcription factor activity, RNA polymerase II-specific. Gene Ontology annotation, cellular component: nucleus. Gene Ontology annotation, biological process: regulation of transcription by RNA polymerase II. Lineage: Eukaryota; Metazoa; Cnidaria; Anthozoa; Actiniaria; Aiptasiidae.
GAAAAGAUAAUACACAAUGGAACAAAACCUUUUAAAUGUGACUCUUGUGAUAAAGUGUUUGCCCAUAAGAACAGUUUAAAGAUUCACAAAGAAGCACACAAGAAUAAAGUAAGCAGCAAUCUAGAGAGAAGUGGUGUACUGCAUCAUGCAAAGAAACAACAGGCAAUUCAAACAAUAGAGAAGUCAUUCAAAUGCACAAUAUGCCAUAAAACCUAUAAACAAAAAGGGUACCUGAAUCAACACAUUCAAAUACACAGAGGAGAGAAAGAAUUCAAAUGCAAUAUUUGCAAUAAAGACUUUGCAACAAAAGGUAGCUUGCAAACCCAUAAUCAAAUACAUCAAGGAGGGAAACCACAUAAAUGUACAAUCUGUGAUAAAGCCUUUGCAUACAAGAGUACUUUAAACAGUCAUCAUCAAAUCCACAGUCCAGAGAAACCUUUUAAGUGUACAAUCUGUAAUAAAGCCUUCAGAUGCAAGACUAAUUUAGACAGACAUCAUCGAAUCCACAGUGGAGAGAAACCAUUUAAGUGUACAAUCUGUAAUAAAGCCUUCAGAUACAAGACUAGUUUAGACAGACAUCAUCUAAUCCACAGUGGAGAGAUCGAGAAGCCAUAUAAAUGUACAAUCUGUGACAAAGCCUUCAAAAAAAUGGAUUCUUUAAACAGUCAUCAUCGAAUCCACAGUGGAGAGAAACCAUUUAAGUGUACAAUUUGUGAUAAAGCCUUCACACAGAAGAGUCAGUUAAACAGUCAUCAUCGAAUCCACAGUGAAGAGAAACCAUAUAAAUGUACAAUCUGUAAUAAAGGCUUCACACACAAGACUAAUUUAAACAGUCAUCAUCAAAUUCACAGUGGAGACAAAGCAUUCCAAUGUACAAUCUGUAACGAAACAUUCACAUACAGGACUGAUUUUAAUAUUCAUCGCCGAAUCCACAGAGGAGAGAAACUAGGUGUACAAUCUGUAAUAAAGGCUUCAGAAUAAAAAAUUCUUUAAGCAGACACCGAACCAGAGAGGAGAGAGACAAUGGAAAUCUAAAAUCUAGAAUUUCAAUUUCUACUUAGAUAACACAGACCAUAAUGUAAUGAGUUGUUUUUUUUUUCCUACAUGUAUUUCUCCAUGGUUCUAUUCCUGGCAUUAUUUUGUCUGCUCUGCCCUUGUACAUUAUUUAGCAAUGGUUACAGUUCUUUGUAUUUUUCAUCAUCAGCUUUAUUUCCUAUCCCACUGAGCUUUAUUUUCUUUUUCAACUGUUACAAUUCUUAAUUAUCAUUAAAGCUUUCAUUACAUAACAUUUUGACGCUUUCAGUGCCAGAAUACAGUCCAGUCCCAGACCCUUUUUAUCCUGCUCCGUCGAGCUGUUGGUCGCGGAAAAAGUGAUCCAGAAUAUCGUGAAUGCGUAUGCACUGUUUUAUCCAAUUAGAAUCUGCCUGGAAUUACAAUGAUCAUUUGUUGCUUUCUCUUUGGAAAGAUAUGACAUAAUAUGAGUUUUAAAUGAGGUUGCACUCCCUUUUUAACACAGGCGAAAACACAUU